Messenger RNA from Exserohilum turcica Et28A, 1257 nucleotides. RefSeq lists its product as uncharacterized. Gene Ontology annotation, molecular function: oxidoreductase activity. The coding region runs from base 1 to 1257 and encodes 418 amino acids. The record is from RefSeq and is a predicted model, not a curated record. NCBI's taxonomy places the organism in Eukaryota, Fungi, Ascomycota, Dothideomycetes, Pleosporales, Pleosporaceae. The transcript is spliced from 3 exons.
AUGCGCACAGCUGCACUCCUCUGGCUUGCACCUGCGACACUAGCCAGCGCCAUUCCCGCAUUUGAAGACGCUUCUCCGGCCGUGCCAUUUGACAAGAGACAGAAUGUCUUGCCGAACGUUCUCGGAGGAAAGAUCCUCCAGGCUGAUGUGUAUGCUGGGAUUGCUGGCAUCAACCAGCAGAUCUACCAGGCUACACAAAAGGGCGACCAGUUCAAGAAGUGUAACCCCUUGAACAUUGUUGUUCGUAAGGAGUGGGCCACCUUCACCGGCUCAGAGAAGAGCAGCUAUGUCAAGGCUGUUCAAUGCAUGACCAAGCUGCCUCCAAAGACACCCAAGUCUGAUUGCCCUGGGUGUCAGAACCGCUAUGAUGAUUUCGUUGCUACCCAUAUCAAGCAGACAUUCGCCAUCCACAACACUGGAAACUUCCUUGCGUGGCACCGCUAUUUCACCUGGGCAUACGAGCAGACGCUGCGAAAUGAGUGUGGCUACAAGGGCUUCCAGCCAUACUACAAUUGGGCACGAUGGGCCGACGAUCCCAUGAAGAGCCCUACUUUUGACGGCUCUGCUACGUCGCUGGGCGGCAACGGUGUUCUUGGAUGCACCAACCAGACCUUUUAUGGCAUCCCCACCAAUGCAGAGCCUAAAAUCAAGAUCCCCAAAGGCAAGGGUGGAGGUUGCGUGACCUCUGGCCCUUUCAAGGACUGGUCCGUCAACCUUGGGCCCGUCUUCACCGACUCGCUCUGCACGCCUCCUAACCCCAUUUCGGACUUCAUGGACCCUAACGUGGGCCUUGGACACAACCCCCGCUGUCUGAAACGAGACAUUUCAUCUUGGACAUCCAGCCAAUGGACCAACGAUGAGAUGGUGGUCAAGCUGCUUAACAGCCCGGACAUGAAGACUUUCUGGUCUCAGAUGCAGGGCGGCGACCCGGCUUUCGACAACAACUUUAUGGGUGUGCACACAGCCGGCCACUUCACUGUGGGCGGCGACCCCGGCUCCGACUUUUUCACGUCUCCUGGCGACCCAUAUUUCUUCUUCCACCACGGCCAGAUUGAUCGUGUUUGGUGGACGUGGCAAAACAUGAACCCCUCAGAGCGCACCAGCGCUAUCUACGGAACUACUGUGAUUUCGGACCCCACUGCGCCUGCGUCCAAGCUCACCGACAAGAUGACGCUUGGCUACGCUUAUCCCCAGGACAUCACCAUUGGUGACGCCAUGAGCACCAUGGGCGGACCAUUCUGUUACACAUACAUUUAG